GAGCUGAAGCGUGACCACAAUGAUAUGGCCAUGCAUACGCUAGUUUCUCAGCCCCCAUGGCCAUAAUGAAUCCAGAACCUUGACAUGCGCUGAUGGUGGAUAGCAGUUCGCAAUGCCCGAUUGGUGGAGGUAAAGAGGGCGUUAAAGUUCCCCUCAAAGACACAAGUGUUCGCAGGAAAUCUGAGGCAGCUUCUUCCCGUCCACUCUGAUAUAGUCAACGAUAGCUUCCUCUCGUCCCUUGUGUCCUCGAACACAUCGCAUAGGCAGCAAUGGCACCUCCAACCCGUCGAUUUGAAAAGCCAGAACCAGAAGAAGAGAAUGUUGUUGUGGAUCCCGGAUCCAAGAACAUCAUCACCUUUGAACAGCCAGGCUUGGUAGGAGGCACAUACACCAUCCAGGUUCAGCAGACCAUUUCGGAAGACAAGUCCGAGGAUGAUAAUCGCAAGGAAACGGACUCGACAACUUACGACCCAUCUACACCCCCAGGGAAACAACAAUUAAAAGUUCUCGCCCCGAAAUUCCACCUCCCCGCCAACUCAGUGUACUCCAUAUACCCAGAACAGGGCCACGAAGCGACGCACGACACGCUUCCGCACAUUGUCCUCAACGACAGCACUCUACCAUGGGAGCGCACCGGCAGUUACCAAGCCGAGGGUCAUCGUACCGACGACUAUUCCAAGCACGCCGUGCCAUGGAUGGCGCUCUUGAUCUUCUCCCCGGACGAGCUGCAUUUGGACGACGUCGAGAAGGCGGGAAUCUUUGCGCACACUAGCCUCAAUGCUCCUCCGCCAAAGCAGUCGGAGUCCAUGGCUGUCCGCGUUCCGUUGGGCGACCUCGUCAAGCUGAAGGAGGGAACAGCCAGUGUCCCAUUUGACGACCAAAUCGACCUCGACCAGGCAACCACACCUGAUACGAAUGUGAUCUUUCCCAAGGCAUCCUUAUUCAAUCGCUUGUUUGCAGCCUACGAUGACAACGGGGAACCGCAGCCAGGCACACCAGAUAUUUCGCGACACCGGUUCCUGGCCCACGUCGUCCGGAUGGACACAAGCGGAACCGACUCAGACAAGGUCGGUACCACCCGGGAGUUCAGUGUCGUAAUCGCUAAUCGCAUCGGGCCUCUCGACGGUGACACAGCUUCCCAAAUGAUCGUCCAUCUCGUCUCUCUCGAGGGCGUCGAAUCGCUGAACCCCUUACCUCUCCCCGAGGUUGUACCAGGCUCAUCAUCGCCCGAGCAACCUGCUCGCGUCGGGCUCGUCUCCCUCUACAGCUGGUCCUACACCUGCCUCCCGCCGAAUUCUCUCAACGUAAAGCAGACCUUUGAGAACCUAGCCCUCACAGCGAGCAUGCUCAAGCCCAUCAUCCCGCCCCAUUCGGAACACCUAGAUGACGUAGGAAAGCGCAUGCUCAACCGGUUUGAAGAAGGCUACAUCAUCGUGCGCUCCAGGACGCCAACAGGGGAACCCACCGCCGCCCUCAUCCGCGGCCCGCUAACACCCAACUUGAUUGCCCCCUUAGAAGGGGAUUUUCUCUCCAACUCCGGCGCCGACCUCAAAAUCUUUGAUGAGAAACUGGACAUGAUGGACAUCACCUACUCCUCCGCCUGGUCACUAGGUCGCUCGCUAGCUUUAGCCGAUCGCGCCUUCACCGUUUCUCUCACGCGCGUCCGCCAUGAGAUCUUGCACCCAGGAACAACUAGUGCCGCUCAGCAGCGACAUGGAAAGAUGCCGCAAGCCACGCAGCGGCAGAGCUAUAAGCGGGAGGACCUGCUCAAGUCUCUUGACAGCAGCUUGAUCAACGAGACCAGUGCCAUCUCGCGGGUACAGUGGCCCGCUAGUACAUCACCUCCUCCUAAUUUGGCCAACAACAACUCCAUCAGCCCCGUCACCGAAUCCGCCAAGGAGGAGGAAGCGGUCUUUGAAGUGGCCAAGAGCCUUGCUUUCGACGACACUGAACGGGGAGGCUGGAAGACAACGACCUACGACGACGACCUCACCGAUCCCAGCAGCUCGUCGGACUGGAGUAUCGUCCUCCGCUUCGUUUUAGAUCUGUACCACCUCGUCAACGUCCCGUCGCGCUACCUCUUACCCGGCCAGAGCAUGCUACCCCGCGAGAGCCUCCGUUUCUUUUUCGUUGACGGCAACUGGAUCGACGCGCUAGUGGACGGUGCGCUGAGUGUGGGUUAUAUGUAUCAGGGCGGCCUGGAAGGGUCUCCCGUGGAGGAUGACCAUGUCGUGCGGAGAGCCUUAAAAAAGUCUAUCAGCCGCUUCAUGUUAACCGACGAUCCCACCACAGUCCAUCAUCAUCGUUCUGCCGCUGUUCCCAGGUAUGGAUUCUUUCUUCGGUCGUCGGUCAUUGCUGCUGCGCAAUUCCCGGAUCUCAAAGUUUCGGUUGAACAACCCAGCGGCGGGGAUCCGAAUCUGAAAGUGUUGUUGCGGCAUGACAUAGUUGCCGAGGAAACCAUGCUGGGAUUCUUCAGUGAGGUGCCGCCCGUAGAAAGCGAGUUGUAUCAAAUGCGAUUUGAGGUGCCCGCCCAUCAGCAGUUUUUCUCCUUGGGUAGCGUAACAGAUCAAGACCUGGAGGUGGUGUAUAAGAAACAGUACACCACCACCAAACCGGAAGUUGAGGAUGGAUCGAGGAACGUCCCAGUUGCUACGGUCAAGUGGCCCCGGGACGGUAAAGGGAAGGCCAUGUCGACGAACGGCAAUGACACUCGAGAAGGGAGCCAGGUGUUUAUCUGGGGGUCCAAGUCUGGUUUAAAUGAUGUUCGGUUGGUGCUCGUGGAGAAGCUGGCUGCCGCUGUUCAUGCUACGUUGGUCAAGGAGAUGGCGGAGCUGGGUUCGGACUGGUAUGAGGAAACGACUGCCACGUCUGCUAUGAUGGCCUAUCAGCUUAGCAGUCGUUCGUGGCACCUGCAAAUUGGAUGAUAGAUAUUCAGGGGCACGGGGACAACCUCGGGAGAACUGACGAAAUGUUCAAGUUGGGUGUAGCAGCGCGGAAUUGCGAGGGGGGUUGUGGUGUGAGUUGAGAUGCGCUGACGGGAGACAUCCCUGAAAUUCUCGUUAGUACACUACGCCUGUACAACGCUGUAACCGGGUGGGGCACUAACACUUAUAUCCUCCUUGGCCAGUCAUUCGAACUUUGAGGGUUUCUCUUGAGCGCUUAGCCUCUCCGCCGCCUUUGAUGGUCUUGAUGAUGUUCACAGAUAAUGCACACCAUUGCCUUGAUUCGAGUAAAGUGAUUUACCUGUUGCGCAUAGAAGGAAGCUGCUGACCAGAGCUUGCUUGGUUCUGAUAGUAGAGGUGGCGAUACUCUGGCAGUCGCUACAGGAGAUGGGUGAGGCGGG
Messenger RNA from Neurospora hispaniola, 3343 nucleotides. RefSeq lists its product as uncharacterized. The record is from RefSeq and is a predicted model, not a curated record. Lineage: Eukaryota; Fungi; Ascomycota; Sordariomycetes; Sordariales; Sordariaceae. The coding region runs from base 270 to 2924 and encodes 884 amino acids. The transcript has a single exon.